This is a messenger RNA of Lingula anatina, 2440 nucleotides long. RefSeq names its product neutral cholesterol ester hydrolase 1. Gene Ontology annotation, cellular component: membrane. The record is from RefSeq and is a predicted model, not a curated record. Lineage: Eukaryota; Metazoa; Brachiopoda; Lingulata; Lingulida; Lingulidae. Gene Ontology annotation, molecular function: carboxylic ester hydrolase activity.
ACUAACAAAAGAGUGCCACCGGUAAAAUUUCACAACUGAAAGUUCGGUUGGAAGUUGUAGUGCGCUCAUUUCAUGAGUUGAAAUGCGAACUGGCACUUAGACACAGAAAGUCCUCCUUGAUUAGAAUAGAUGUUUAACAGACCCAACAGCGGAAAACUACAACACACUUUCAGAUGAAGACCUUACUGGUAGCAGGAGUAGUGGUAGCUUUAGCGUAUGCCACAUAUUGUUUUCUGGAUGUCCCCGUACCCUCAGAUUUUCCAGAAACAUGGAAAGUGAAGAUUAUGGAUGGCAAGUUGCGCGGUCUUGGAAAACUGGAUUCACUGAUGAUGUUUGUCACAGGUGACAAAGACGUAAGAACUCAUCCGUGGGCACGUUGGAUUCUGAACACUGUAUUUAAACUGUUACAUACUGGGUUACCAUGGAUACAAGGGACAGACCAGGAUGUGAAGGUUUACUACACAACAAUGAGAGGUCUGCAGGUUUUAACCUUUGAACCCAUACAGUCUGAGCAUGGAAGGAAGAGACCUGCUAUUGUAUAUUUCCACGGAGGAGGAUUUGCCUUAUUAUCAGAAGAGUUUGCUGCACCAACUCUGAGAAUACUUGCCAAAGAGCUUGGUGCAAUGUUGUUUUCAGUAAGUUAUCGAAUGGCACCAGAACACCCCUUUCCUGCAGCCUAUGCUGACUGUCUUUCAGUCACUCAAUACAUUAUUGACAACAGCGACAAGUUUGACAUUGACAGCAGCAGGGUGGCUGUAGCAGGAGACAGUGCAGGGGGCAACCUUGCUGCAGCAGUGGCAUUAACACUGAAGCAACAGUUGAAGAUGCAGAUCCUUAUGUACCCCAUGCUUCAGGCCUUGGAUUUCCAGUUGCCGUCAUACAAAGAGAAUUCAAAGUACUUUCAGGGUUUCACAAAUCAAAGGGUGCUGGCAUCCUCUUUCCUUCGAUAUGCAGGUCUUCCUCUUAAUUACACUGAUGCACUGCUCAUUAAUAAUCAUACCUCACCAAAACUGAAGAAGUCCAAGUAUGCAAGUUACGUUGACCCCAAACUUAAUAUCCCAGAGCAUCUAGCAACUGUUUCAACAAAAAAGUAUGUGGUUGAAACUAGUGGGGGUGAUGAAAAUCUUUCAAAAGAAAUUAAAAAGAUUUUUACUAACCCUUUAUUUGCACCAUUGAUGGCAGACGAUGAGGCCUUAGCUCAGGUGGCACCAGCAUACAUCAUAACAGCAAAGUAUGAUCCUCUACAGAAUGAUGGCAUUAUGUAUGCUCACAGACUUUCUAAAAAUGGCGUCAUGAUUAAACUUCAUGAUUACCCAGCAUUCCAUGCAUUCUUGCAGUUCAGUGGCGGUCCAUUUAAAUUAGAAAUUGCUGAGAGAGCAGUAAAAGACCUGGUUACUUUUUUAAAGGAUCACCUAUAAAAAAAGUAAUGGGAAUCAGCUGACAUAGCCCACUCUCAUAACUUUGCAUAAAAUCAAGCAAGAAUUUGUGGGAUUUGGAGAAGUGGAUUCAAAAAUAAAGGCAUAUCUUCACUUGCAGUGGAUUUAAAAAUAAAGGCAUAUCUUCACUUGCAAUGCAAGGAAUAAAUAUAAGCUAACAUGAUUUAUACACAGAUAUUUUUCUUGUUGUUUUCUCCCAAGUUCUGUAGAAUGGUAAAUUAAUAAAAGACAGACAAAAUGAUACCUCAUCUGGCAGCCCAGACAGAAGUGGGUGUUUUUGUGAUCUCAACAUAAUUAUUCCUUUUUUUCCUAUAUUUAUAUAUAAUACCUAGGAAUUACAAUGGCUCAAAAAGCUUACUGUGUAUUUCCCUUUGCAUGUGACUGUUGACAAAUGUAUCAUUUUAAGAUGGUGAAACAACUUAUCUGUAUAGAUAACUUUUAGGUCUUGUAGUGUACCUCAGAUAUACAGGUCUUGUAGUGUACCUCAGAUAUACAGGUCUUGCAGUGUACCUCAUGUAUACAGGUGUUGUAGUGUACCUCAGAUAUACAGGUCUUGUAGUGUACCUCAGAUAUACAGGUCUUGUAGUGUGCCUCAGGUAUACAGGUCUCGUAGUGUACCUCAGGUAUACAGGCAGCAGAUAGGACUGUACAUAUUUUUUUGCAAAGAUUUUCAUCUAGCCAAAAUGAAAUGGACUCCUCUAGUAUUAUGAAAGUAUUAAAAAUAUUGCCAUUUACAAACUAUUAAUUUUAUGUUAAAUAUUUCCAAUAAAGUAAAAUCAUGCUGUGAUUUAAAGGGUUUUUGCAUUAAAGAUAAUUCCAUGAUGUUGUCUUUUCAAAUAUACAUCUAUACAUAUACUGUUUAGAUAUUAUGGGAGAAAGUAUUAAAUUUAAGAUCAUUUAAUUACUAAUAUGUAUUUAAAAAAAUAAACCUGUUAUAUUUGUUUUGUUAGCUUGAUUUGUAAAGAAUUGUUUUGUUUGCCAAUGUUAAAUAAAAUGGGUAAAUA